Molecule: messenger RNA, 10558 nt
Organism: Girardinichthys multiradiatus
Lineage: Eukaryota; Metazoa; Chordata; Actinopteri; Cyprinodontiformes; Goodeidae
Exons: 44
Coding region: 70-10218 (3382 amino acids)
Molecular function (GO): zinc ion binding; protein binding
Source: RefSeq, a predicted model, not a curated record
AAAUGAAAAUGGCUGCCACUUUUUUCUUUAAACUUGUAAACCUGGGUUCUUCUGUAAUCUGACACUGAAAUGCAGGAAUUUCGCUCUGGGUUAAGUUCUUCAAGAACAGACGGUUGUCCAUCCUCAUCAACAGCUCGACCUCACAGGUCGAAGAGGCCAUUAAUAUCCUACCGUGAGGAAUCCUCUGACAAUGACUGCGAGGAACCUGGACCAAGUCGUUGCAGUGUGCGGACCAGUUCACGUUUGGCAGCUUCUCCAGAGUCUUUCAGGGAGCUAUCUGAGGAGGAGUCUUCUGAUGAACCUGAUUCCAUCAAGGCCUCUGAACUCCGCAAAACCAACCAAAAACGAACGGAAAUGUCUUCCACCAAAAACAAAUUCUUCACGACCAGUAACCACUGCUAUGUUUGUGGAAAAGGGAUCACUAAAUUUGCUCGUCAUCUCCAAAAACAUGCUGAUGAAGAACCUGAGAUCGCAGAGGCAUUUUCAUUUCCCCCGCACUCAACCGAACGCAAAAGGUUGCUUGACAUACUGAGAAAUAGAGGUAAUUACGAUCAUAAUCAGGAGGUGCUGAGGAGUAAUACCGGAGCGUUGAAAGUGAAAAGGCGACCAAAAACGGACAAAACGAGUUCAGCGAGCUUCAUGUGCUGUCCGUACUGUAAGGGCAUGAUGGCACGUGCAGAAAUGUGGAAGCAUAUACCCAACUGUGUAACGAGAACGUCAGAUACUGCAGCCUCUGCAAACAAGAGUGCUAUAAGUGAGACCGAGGAGUCAGAGUCAGUGCAAAAAAUCCCUCCUGAUGUGAAGAAGAUACUUUCAGGGAUGGAAAAAGACAAAACCACACUUGUGAUUCAAAACGAUGACCUUCUGAUCCAGCUGGCAAAGAGUUUAUGCAGAAAGUACAGAAACGAUCCAGGCAAGGAGCAUUACGUCCAGGAGAAGCUAAGUGAAAUGGGGACACUCUUGUUGGAUCUGCAUAAAAGGACAAUAUUAACUUUUGAAGAUGCAAUCCAACCCAAGAACUUCUCCAGGGUUGUCAACUCAGUGAAAAAAAUUGUUGGUUUUGAUCCCAUAAUGCAGAGGUACAUUAAACGGGGACUUGCUUUCAAUUUAGGAAAUUCCCUGAAGAGGAUCGCCAACAUUGUUCUCAAUGGGACAAACAGCAGUGAGACGAUGAGGAGUUGUGCUAAAAUAUUCAUUGAUAAAUGUGUAAAAGAGUGGGGUGGACUUGUCUCUGACCCCACCCGUGCUUCAUUAAGAGGACAGAAAGUUAGCAGUCCAUCUACAAUACCUUUUACACGUGAUGUCCAGGUUUUCCAUACUUACCUGGAAAGGUUAUCCACUUCUGCCACUGAAAGCUUGACGACGUGUGAGGAUCCUCAAGUCUACAACGCACUCUCCAGGGUCACGCUUACACAGGUUUCUGUUUUAAGCAAAUGUACAUCUGAGGUUUCAGAAAUGACGCUGAAGUCUUAUGUGGAGAGAGGCGACUCCACCAAGGUGUUGUCCAAACACUUCAUCAGGAUAAAUAUUCUGAGCAAGAGCGGCCUGAACGUUGCCGUCCUGUUGACCUCUCAACUUGUUAGCGCGCUAACUUUGCUGAUCAGCAAGAGGCUGGCCUGUGGUGUGCAUGAGGACAAUCCUUACUUGUUUGCAAAGCCGGACUUGUGUUCCACAAGUCACUACCACGGAGCGCACUGUAUUAAGUCUUUCUCAAACCUGUGUCGCGCAGAGAACCCUGAGAAUCUCAGGGCGGCCCAUCUCUGCAAGCACAUGGCAAGAAUUUUCCAGAUUCUCAACCUGGAGAAUGACGAGCUUGAACACCUUAGUGAACUGCUUGGUCAUGAGAUCCAGACCAACCGGGAAUAUUACCGGUCCCCAGAGGCAGCCGUUGAACUUGCAAAAAUCUCUAAACUCCUUCUGGCAAAGGAGAAGGGUUCUCUGGAAAGAUUCAAAGGAAACUCUCUGGAGGAGGUUGAGAUUGAGGAUGAGUUGAAGUUGGACGAGGAGCAGAGCAACAGUGAAGAAGAUGCUGAAAAGCCCAACAUAGAGUCAGGUUCUCCACUUCAGCAGAGUCAUGUUGCAGAACAGGUCGAUGGCGAGCCGACUCUGGCUGUUCAGGAUGCGCUGGAGCACAUAAAGGCUCAAAGAGACAAACCGUUUCUUCAGGAGAAGCUCAUAAACUCUGUUAAAGGGAGAGGUGUCUUCACCAGUGAGUCCAUUGAUCCAUCUUCUUUUGUUGUUGAGUUUCGGGGGAGCCUCUGCACUCGCCAAGGAAGCUCUGAGGAGGAACGUGGAGACUCGUUAAACAAUUAUGUGUUUGACUUUUCAUGGAAAGGUUCAAACUGGUGCAUCGAUGCUUCAGCUGAUGAUGGAAGUCUGGGCCGGCUUGUAAACGAUGAUCACUUCAACCCAAACUGCAAAGUGAUGAAGAUUAACUAUGAGGAGAAACCACACCUGUGUCUGUUUGCUUUGAAACAAAUAUCUGCUGGUGAGGAGGUGACCUUCGACUACGGCGAGUCUUCUUACCCGUGGCGCUCAAAGGAAACCACUGAGGAUGUAAAUAUUCCCGAAAAAGACUUGGAAAAGGAUCCAGCUUCCCCUGUCCAUGAACAACCUGAAGACUCUGCAGCAGAAACCUUCAGCUCUGCUGAAUCCUCCGGAGAUGAAUAUGUGUGCAAUGAACAACCAGACAGUGAUGACAGUUUCUCAGAGUCUGAACUGCUCGACAUGGCUUCAUCCAACCUGGAAGGAGACCAGACCCGUCACAGCUCUGAUGACUCGGACUCUGACGCACCGGCCAAAGAUCCUGCCUUCACUAACAAGAACUACUGUUUUGUCUGUGGAAGACCUCAGACGAAAAUUUCCCGUCACCUCUUCACCCACAGAAAGGAAGAACCCGAGAUCGCUGAGGCGUUUGCAUUGCGUCGCAACAGCAAGGAGCGAAAGAAACUGCUGGACAACCUGCGGAACCGAGGAAAUUACAACCACAACCAGGAGGUGCUGAAGACUCGCAAAGGAAAGCUAAAACUGAAGAGAAGAACCAACAUGUCCACGGCCGAAAACUCUGCCACCUGCAUUUAUUGUAAAGCCCUGUUUAGUCGCAAGAUUUUAUGGAGGCAUCUUCUGAAGUGUCCUUCAAGGAUCUCAGCCCCUCUAGAAGGUAGGACGCGGAUCUUAGCUCUGGUGGCAUCUGGGUUGACGGACCCUGAAAAGAAGUCGUCUGGUGUGAGAAAGGUGCUAAAAAAACUGAAAGACGACGAGACAAGGUCUUUCAUUUUACAAGAUCCUUACCUUCUGCGGCUGGCGUGCUGUUUAUACUACCUGAAUAAGGCCAAGAACAAAGACAAAGAAAUAAAUCGGAAACUGAGACAGAUGGGAAGACUGCUCGGAGCCUUAAAGGAAAAGUCCAUAAUGUCCUUCGAGGAGGCCUUAAAACCCAAGAACUUUGACAGCAUCGUUGAAGCAACGAGGAAAGUCUCAACUCUGAACAAAGACAAUAGCUCCAAGAGGCUCUCAAAAACAGUCGCAUACUCGCUCAAGAAAGUAGCUAAUAUAAAAUAUGCCUUAGCUCUGAGCGAAAAGGGGGAUAAAGAGGCGAUUGAGGAAGCGAAGGAGUUUGUGCAGCUGUGUGAGAAGGAAUGUGCUAUAAGCAAACCAGCUCAACGGGAAAUACCUGGAACAGCAACUGUGCCCUUCAUCCAGGACGUUCAGCUGCUCUUUAAGUACAUCAACAAUUCGGUGACCUCUGCAGUCAAAACUCUGACCAAGUUUGAAAGCCCACCAGUUUACACCGCCCUGCUCAAAGUGGUCAGCGCAUAUCUGGCCAUACUAAACAGAAAUGUCGGCGAAGUGUGCCAUGUGAGCCUGCAGUCGUUCCAGCAGAGGAAUGAAACUCCACCUCAGGAAGACGCUGAGGCCAAGCAGCAGCCGUUUGAGAAAAUUCUGUCCAAAUGCCUCGUUAAGAUCAGCGUCGCCAACCAAAAGAACCAAAAAGUGGUUCUCAGUCUGACCCCUGACCUGCUCUCUGCCAUAACAAUGCUGGUGGAGAGAAGAAAACCAUGUGGCGUGGCUGAUGGUAACCCCUACCUCUUUGGCAGGCCGGGUGCUUCCUCUUCAAGUACCUGCAGGGGUCAGCAGAACGUCUCUGUGUUUGUAAAUUUGUGUGACGCCAACAGUGAGGCGAACCUCAGAUCCCCGUUUUUCCGUAAACACACAGCAAGAAUUUUCCAUAUUCUCAUCCUGAGUAACGAGGAGCUUAGCCAGUUAGCCACACUGCUGGGUCGUGACCUUCGGACCGAGAGCGAGUUCUAUCAGACUCCUCAGGCGGCUGGAGACAUCGCAAAAAUCUUGGUGCUGCUGUCAGCAGUUGAGGGUGAAUGUUUGGACAUAUUCCAAGGAAAAUCUUUGGAGGAAAUCGAGAUUCCAGAUGAACUGCAGGCGGUGGUGGAGCACAGCAGUAAAGCUGAUGAAGAAGAGUCUGCAGCUUCUCUUCAGGUGGACGGUGCUUCUCCCUCAUCGGCAAAGAAGAAAGGCAAAGGUUCUUCCACAAAGAACCGAGCCAAGAGCAAGAAGCAGGAGAGUGAGAAGGACCGGACUGAGCUGACUAGUAAGAUAAAUAAACCGGAGAACACAGAGAAAGAUGAGCAACCAGGGAAAAUACCACAGCAGAUCAACAUGGACGCACCUGAGGAGACACAGACCCGCAAAGAAGAGGCCCCGGCUCGCACUGAAACCACAGCAGCUCCUAACAAACACAACGAGAUUUAUUUUAGUGACGACGACGAAGACAUGAAUGUAGAUUUUAACAUGGACAUAGACAUAGCUGAUGAUGAUGAUGAUGAUGUCAGAAACCAGGAAAAUAAGGCUGAUGGUAUCUCUGAAGCAAACUUUGGAGGUCGAGACAAAACCGAAGAGCAGGGCGACACGAGGGAGACUCAGAAGGACAACGUCUCUGAGGAGACUGCGGACACGAUGGGAGCAAAGCAUAUCGAGAACAAAUGUCCAGAGGCAGAUGGUGAUCAAGGUGAAGAAGAUGCUGAACAGGACGACUGGAUGGAUGCAGACAGUGGGGGUUCUUCUCCUGUACGGACAGAAGAGAAAAGCAACAAGUUGGAAGCAGCAAUGAGAAGAAUGAAAGAAAUUAAGAUUGUGGUCCGAAAACUGAAUGUUGAAAACCUGCAGACUCCUGUCCGGGUUUCACGGUUAACGUUGAGUGAGAUUCAGUCGGAAAAAGAUCAGAACUCACGGGUCGCUAAAGACGAUCAUAAACCCACUUCCACGUCCACGGAGGAAACAAACAAGCAGAGCACUGCAAAGGCUGUGCAGAUGAUCUGUUCCCACUGUAAGAAGAUUAUGAUGAGGGGACAAACUGCAUACCAAAAGAAAGGCUUUACAGAUGUCUUCUGCUCUAAAGACUGCCUGUUUGAGAUGUUUCCUCCCAGCAAAGCAGCUUCAAGGACGUGUUACUACUGUUUCAGGGAGAUCUCGCAGCCUCUGGACCUCAUCAUGGCUGUGGUGGACCUGAAAGGAACCAUGAAAGACUUCUGCAGUCCAACCUGCUUGUGCUCUUUCAAAUCCCGCUCUCCGUCUGUGAAAAUACAGCAGUCACUUCAGAGAAAUUCGAACUCCACGUCUACACAGACGCUCUCACCACUCUGCAGCAUGUGCAACAAAACCUGUACUAACAUGCUCGAGUUGAAGCUGGAUGAGUCCCGGCACACCUUCUGCAGUGGUGUCUGCUUGGAGACCUUUUGCAGGGACAACAUGGGGGUCUGUGAGAACUGCAGCUCAUCCUGCUGCAGGAAGUCGCUUCUACUGAGGCUGGAGGAUGGCACAAAAACCAUGUGUAGUCCAGAGUGUUUGGAGGAGUUUAAAAAGAACAUAAUGGCGGCCCACGAAUGCCCCGUGUGUCAAGCUUUGCAACUCCCAUCAGACAUGGUGAACUACAAAAACGAGAACAUCGUGGACCUCUUCUGCUCUCGAUACUGUGUGAUGUCUUUCAAGGUGCUGCCCACGUCACACGAACUGUCCAGAACUAAGCAACAUCCUUCCUCUUUGGCUGUGGAGAUGGACGACACGGCGAGACUCAUCAUUGGAAGUGAUGAUGUGACCUGCUGCUGCUGCAGCAAACGGCUGAAGAAAGCUUCCAAAGUUUACCACCUGAAAAAAGCAAAGCAGGUGUUCUGCUCCAAGUCGUGCGUCACUGAAAAGCAUCCCCACGUCCAGUUCGACACCAAAAAGUGUUACAACUGCCUCCAGUUGAUCACGCAGCCUCAGAAAGUGAUCCUGGCUCCUGUGGAUGAUUCAGGAACUAUGAAGGAGCUCUGCAGCGACACGUGUCUCACUUCAGUGAAAUCCAAAAUGCUGUAUUCCCACUGCAAGCUGUGUGGCAAGUACUGCCCUUGUAAGUUCUCCGUGACUGUGGACGGCGAGGUCCUCAGGCUCUGCAGCGACUCUUGCGUCUCCAACUUCCAGAAAGAAAACAGGUUUUCUUGGUUCUCCUGCGCAGCCUGUGGCGCUGUGCGCUCCAGCGUGGGGCUUUCCCUCCAGACGGAGGACGGAGCGAAAACCGUCUGCGGAGACGAAUGUCUGGUCAAGCUCAAAGAGAAAGUGAAAACUCUUCAGCUGUGCUCCACGUGUAAAACUCCUCAUCAGAUGUCGGACAUGGUGGAAAAUAAAAACCGUGAGGGCCAGUUGGAUUUCUUCUGCAGCCACAGGUGCAUGAAGGUUCACAAAGCUCAGACCUUCACUCUUCCAGCAGAAAAGUCUGAGGUGAAGGAGGUGAAGCCGUCGCUGCCAGCUUUAUCCCGUAUCAAAGAGGAGCCCGUGGACCAGGAAUACUUUCUGAACCGCUCCCUCUCAGUUUCUCCACAGAGCAUCAAGGAGGAACCAGAUGCGUCGAAGGAGGACUUGAAGAUCGGGUCGGUUUUCUCUCUGACCGAGGACUCGAAGCCUCCCCAGUCCACUCUGGCCCACAUGGAGCUCCCUGCAUCCUGCUCCACCUGUCAGAGGGUGCUUAUGGACGGAGAGACGGUCUACCAGAGGAAAGCCCACUCGGAUCUGUUCUGCUCCACUUCCUGUCUGCUCAAGUUCUACCAGCUGAAGCCGGUGAAGAAGAUGUGCCACUUCUGUCUGCGGGUGCUCAUGAAGCCUCAGUCGGUCCUGCAGGCUGCAGUAGACAACGAAGGUACAAAGAAGGACUUCUGCAGCCAGUCCUGCCUGUCGUCCUUCAACUACAAGAGAAUCAUGUCCACCAAACUCCCCGUCAUUCCAGCUGCAUCCCAGCCACAGUGCAGCGUUUGCAGCAGAUUCUGCAUAAGCAAGCAUGAGGUCAUCCUGCAGGAUGUGGUCCAUAAGAUCUGCAGUGACCCCUGUUUCCACCGGUUCUGCAACAUCAAUAACCUGCAGGUGUGUGAGAACUGCGGUUCCCGCUGCAACUCGCCGCUCAGGCUGAAGAUGGAGGACGGCAACAAGUCGCUGUGUGGUGCAGAGUGCCUGAAGCUCUUCAAGCAGAAAAUCCAGACGCUGCAGCCCUGCUCCAUGUGCUGCAGCUCUAAACUCGUGUCAGACAUGUCUGAAAACAAAACCAGUGAAGACAUCGUCGAGCUGUUUUGCUCCAACAGCUGCGUGAUGGCAUCCAAGAUCCAGGCCGUCUGUGCCUCAGGCGUCGCUCUGAACUGUGAUAACUGCAGUAGGAAGUCGGCUCCAGCCUGUCAUCUGGCCAUGUCGGACGCCUCCAUCAGAACCUUCUGCUGCCUAACUUGCGCCAUGGCUUUCAAGGAGACUCAUAAAGACCAGAUCACCGGAACCAGUGCAGCAGAAUCCUGCAGACAAACUCAGUCCGAUUUGGACAAACUACCAGAGAGACUCACCUGUGCUCAGUGUCAGCAGAUCAUUAAAACUGCCCCCAGUGUCCUUCAGAAGAAGGACCAACUGAUUUUUGUCUGCAGCCGGGUCUGUUCUCAGGGGUUUAAGAAGCUCAACAACAUGCUGGGUGUGUGUGAACGCUGCAGGAACAAAAAGGUCAUCAACGAGGUCAAGAGGAUCGAUAACAAGGACUGCAGCUUCUGCAGCGAUGGUUGCCUCCUGCUGUUCCACCGUGAGCUGGAGAAGAAGUGGGGGAAACACUGUCCUACCUGCUCCUUCUGCCUCUCCGUCUCUAAAACUGUGCUGUCGGCGCAGGUUGAAGGCACCAAGAAGGACUUCUGCUCUGAAGGCUGCAGAUCAAAGUACAAAACGCUCAUCUGUCACGAGGCGAAAUGUGACACGUGUGGACGUCGAGGGAAGCUGACGGAGAGUCUUCCUCUGCCGGGGAACGUCAAACACUUCUGCGACCUGAAAUGUCUCCUACGCUUCAGGAAUAACAAGGAUGAGACGCUCACCGCAGGAUCUUCAUCUCCUAAAUGUGCAGGCAGCGUGGUCUCGGUGUCCGGCGCCCUCGCAGAAGGACCUGCACCGCCCGUUCCAGCUUCAACUCUCUGCUGUGUCUCUGCAGGACUUUUCUCUGACAUUCAGACUAAAGUUGUUGGACACGCCAGCGUUCAGACGGCCCCCAAGGAGCUGAAGAACAAGUCCAUGCUCUGCGUUCCUCUGGUCCACAACAAAGGAGUCUCAUGUUGUGUUCAGACUGUAGAAACGGCUUCACAAACAGUGAAUUUUAAGCCCAAAGUUCAGAAGGUGGCUUCUGCUGUUCCUGUGCCGGUUCCUGUCUACGUUCCUCUGCCCAUGAACCUCUACAGCCAGUUCACCCCGGCUCUGUUGGUUCUGCCCGUACCGCUGCCCGUGCCGGUGUUUCUCCCUGAGAAGAAGGACGGCUCAGAGCCGACACUGACGGAGAAAACACAGACUGCAUCUCUCCAGGAGGAGUUUAGCUUCAGUCCUGAAAGGCCAACGGAGCAGAAGGAUAGAGAUGAACGAGAAACCAGCCAGAAGGAGGAGGAAACACAAACUCAGUCCCUUAUUGAAACUAUCAACAGCUACAUGGAGGACUUUGGAACAGAUCAUCAGCCAAGUUUUAACCACAAAGACUUUGACUGUGACUGCAGCCUUGAAUUAAUCAGUCAGCCACACACCUGCUGCGUCCCUCCUCCCGACCCAGACCCGACAUUUCCCAGAGAUCGUCCCCUUGUUCUUCCUCCUCCUGCGGAGGUACUGGGUCCUAAUCUCCAGAGCGCAUUGAUUUCUCUACCUGCUUCAGGUCUGGUUGAAGAGACUCCAGGAAACGUUCAGAAUAGUAACAAGGGAGGAAAUGUCCCUGAAGAAGCUGAAGAGGAGAUGUUCCAUAGAGGUUCUGCUGGGCUGAUUCCCCAGCAGUACCAAGGUCUGGACAGUCAGUGUGGAGUUGAUGCUUGGAGGAGAUGGAUCCAGUGGAGAGAAUCUCAUACCCGUCUGGGGCUUCUACCCACGUCCGCUGGGAGAUUAAAGGUGGACAUCCUCGAGUGUUCUUCAUCUCAACUGAGCGAUGGCCUCCUUCUCUUCAUCAGAGAAGUAAAACACUCUCAAGGAGACUCGUAUUCUCCAGACAGCUUGUUGUACCUGUGCCUCAGCAUCCAGCAGUAUCUGUUUGAAAGCAGUCGGCUGGAGAACAUUUUCACCGACCUGAACUACCAGAGGUUCUCCUCUGAGCUCACCAGGAUCCUGAAAUGUUCCCAACCUUCCCUCUCAGCCUGCUGUUUUGGCCCCUCCUGCGUACAGGAGGAGUUCCUCUGGGACUGCAAACAGCUGGGGGCGUACUCCCCCAUCGUCCUCCUCAACACGCUGCUCUUCUUCUGCUGCAAGAACUUCGGCUUCACCACGGUGGAGCAGCACCGCCAGCUGUCUUUUGCUCACUUCAGACGGUGCACCAGAACCAAUGGAGACGGCACCAAGACGACCUUCCUCCGGUUCUACCCUGCUGAGUCCAGAAAUGAUGCAGAGAUGGGUUCUGACGGCGUCCCGGCGAAGAAACGCAGGUUAAAUGAGAAUUUCCUGGACAUGAAGGAGAACCUGGAGAACCCUCUGCGCUGUCCUGUCAGACUGUACGAGUUCUACCUCUCCAAGUGCUCAGAGUCGUUGAAGCAGCGCAGCGACGUCUUCUACAUGCAGCCGGAUCACCGCUGCCUUCUCAGCAGCCCUCUGUGGUUCUUGCAGACGCCGCUGGACAGCGCCAUGAUGGAUGCCGCCAUCGUUCGAUCCCUCGCCGUCAGAGAGCUGCAGGAGGGACACGGAGGAGGAGCGUGAGGGAAUAAAUGGAUCAGAACCGUCUGGGAACAGGGAGGAAACUGGGUUUAUGUUUCUUUUCUGCCUUCGGUCUGUUCAGACGUCACAGAGAGGAAUUUGCUUCAGAAACUCUGAACUCAUCUUCAUCAUUUUCACACCGCAGCAUAAAAAAGCUGAUUUUCCUCCUAAGUUAGUCCGUCUGGAUGUUUCAGGACUGAAAAUAGUUUCAGUUUUUGUACCGAGAGAAUUGAGCUGAAACAACAGAAAUCAGGCUGAGAAAAAGUUGUUUUAUGUUAAGAGAAACAAUUUAUUGCAUAAAUAUCACCGAAUAAAAGCGACACAGUUCUGUUUUCAUUCAUUA